Betta splendens (Siamese fighting fish) is the source of this 811-nucleotide messenger RNA. RefSeq names its product C-x(9)-C motif containing 2 (gene cmc2). The record is from RefSeq and is a predicted model, not a curated record. Gene Ontology annotation, cellular component: mitochondrion. The transcript is spliced from 4 exons. NCBI's taxonomy places the organism in Eukaryota, Metazoa, Chordata, Actinopteri, Anabantiformes, Osphronemidae. Bases 331 to 564 code for a protein of 77 amino acids.
AUUUCCGGCCUCAAAAUAGUUACGAAAGUUAAAAGAGCUUCAGCAGCCAUCGUGUCCUACAGGUCAAAACAGACGUCGGAUAUAGCCGUAACAAAUAAACAGCUGAUCCAGUUAAAACUCCAUACACGUCGCGGUGUAUGUCCUCUGCCCCCGACGAACGAAGCCUUCCGUCCUUGCCUUUUUGCAUGGACUUAUGUAAGGUCAACAAUAGCCGGCGCUAGGCAGUUAACGCUAGCUAACCUGCGAGACAGUUUCAACGUGCGCUGGAAAACGUCUCGGAUAACAGCAUUUCUACUGUGUUUUGCUACAGUGGUGGGUCCUUAACUCAGAAUGCACUCGGACCUGUCGCCUCACCUGCACACAGAUGAGUGCAACAGACUAAUCGCUCUCCUGAGGCAGUGCCACGCAGAGCACAGUGUCCUCAGGUUCAUUGGCCAGUGUAAUGAUGCAGACCGUGUUAUGCGACAGUGCCUGAAGAAAGAGAGACUAGAAAAGCGAGCGAUCAACAUGCAGCAUUCAAAAGAGAUGAAAAGAAAGCUGAAGGAAGCAUCCAAGCAUUCAUGAAGAGCAGCUUUGACACUGGGGCUGAAAGAAUUCAGACACUGGAACAAUGACAGAAGCGCAGCAGCAGCAACGUUGAGUGGUCUCUCAUUUAACCAAUGGUUUGGUGGCAGUACGUCGUAGGAGUGUAAUGAUACUGUCGUGCAAUGACUGAAGCUGAGGCUUCAUUUCAGAGUAGCCAAGAGGCAUCAAAAAUAAUUUUUUGAAUCGGAGAUUGUUUUAUUUUUCAAAUAAAGUGGCGUUGAAUGCA